Molecule: messenger RNA, 2126 nt
Organism: Mesitornis unicolor (brown roatelo)
Lineage: Eukaryota; Metazoa; Chordata; Aves; Mesitornithiformes; Mesitornithidae
Product: ephrin type-A receptor 4a
Exons: 10
Coding region: 1-1377 (458 amino acids)
Biological process (GO): protein phosphorylation; axon guidance
Cellular component (GO): neuron projection
Molecular function (GO): protein binding; ATP binding; transmembrane-ephrin receptor activity
Source: RefSeq, a predicted model, not a curated record
AUGACGGGGGAGCUGCCGAGCACAGGUCGUGGCAGGUCCAAACAGCUCAAGCCUCAGCAGGUGAAGAAGUCUGAACUUGUCUCAAGGGAAGGUGCUGUUUUGAACUGUAAUGCUCUGUUUUGUUCUGGCAGGCGCAGUAAGUACAGUAAGGCUAAGCAAGAGGCAGAUGAGGAGAAACAUUUGAACCAAGGUGUUAGAACAUAUGUGGAUCCUUUUACAUAUGAGGAUCCAAACCAAGCUGUGAGGGAAUUUGCCAAAGAAAUUGAUGCCUCUUGCAUAAAGAUUGAAAAAGUUAUUGGUGUGGGGGAAUUUGGUGAAGUAUGCAGUGGACGUCUCAAAGUACCAGGAAAAAGAGAGAUCUGUGUUGCUAUCAAGACUCUAAAAGCUGGUUACACUGAUAAACAAAGGAGAGAUUUCCUGAGUGAGGCCAGCAUCAUGGGACAAUUUGACCACCCCAAUAUCAUCCACUUGGAAGGUGUAGUUACUAAAUGUAAACCGGUAAUGAUCAUAACUGAGUACAUGGAGAAUGGCUCCUUGGAUGCUUUCCUCAGGAAGAAUGAUGGCAGGUUUACAGUCAUCCAGUUGGUGGGGAUGCUUCGUGGCAUUGGCUCAGGAAUGAAGUAUCUGUCAGACAUGAGCUAUGUGCAUCGGGAUCUCGCUGCUCGGAACAUACUGGUCAACAGCAACUUGGUCUGCAAGGUGUCUGACUUCGGCAUGUCCCGGGUCUUGGAAGAUGACCCUGAAGCAGCUUAUACUACACGGGGUGGCAAGAUUCCCAUCAGGUGGACUGCACCAGAGGCAAUUGCCUACCGUAAAUUUACAUCAGCCAGUGAUGUGUGGAGCUACGGCAUCGUCAUGUGGGAAGUGAUGUCUUACGGAGAAAGACCUUACUGGGAUAUGUCCAAUCAAGAUGUUAUUAAAGCCAUUGAAGAAGGGUAUCGGCUGCCACCCCCGAUGGACUGCCCCAUUGCUCUCCAUCAGCUGAUGUUAGACUGCUGGCAAAAGGAACGCAGUGACAGGCCUAAAUUUGGACAGAUCGUUAACAUGCUGGACAAACUCAUCCGCAACCCCAACAGCCUGAAGAGGACAGGCAGCGAGAACUCCAGACCUAGCACAGCCCUGCUGGAUCCCAGCUCCCCUGAGUUCUCGGCGGUUGUUUCUGUCGGUGACUGGCUCCAAGCCAUUAAAAUGGAGCGAUACAAGGAUAACUUCACAGCUGCUGGCUAUACCACCCUAGAAGCUGUGGUGCAUAUGAACCAGGAUGACCUGGCAAGGAUCGGGAUCACUGCCAUCACUCACCAGAACAAGAUCUUGAGCAGCGUUCAAGCGAUGCGCACCCAAAUGCAACAGAUGCAUGGCAGGAUGGUUCCUGUCUGAGCCAGUACUGACUAAACUCAGAACUCUUGAAAUUAGUUUACCUCAUCCAUGCACUUUAAUUGAAGAACUGCACUUUUUUUACUUCGUCUCCUCGUCCGUUGAAAUAAAGAUCGGCAGCAUUGCUUGAUGUACAGAUUGCUGAGCGUGUGCGCUGGGAGGGAGGCCUCCAGAAAUGACAAGCCGUCGUUUUAAACCAUACCUGGAACAAAUUGUUUCUUGGAACAUGCUUCUCUGUUGAUCGACGAUAUGUAAAAUACAUGUAUCUAUAUAAAUAUAAAGUCGCAUUCAAGUUUUGAUGCUAUGUUUGCUGCCAGAUACUGUUUAAAAAAAAAACCCAACAAAAUUACUUUCCUUCUCCCUGUGACCUGUAGGAUUACAACCAUAGUGUUUUAUUUGUGGUGCAACCACCGUUGUGCAUUUUUCACUGGAAUGAAGAAUCUGCCCUAGGAUAUUUUUUGCAGACUUGAUGCAUCACUAAUACCUUGCAGAAGCCUCAGUGAGAAUAUCAUUUGGCUAACCUGUGCCUGUCGGUUAACGAUCUAUCCAUUUAUGGGCUUGAGACGUGAAAUGACCCACCUCAUGGAUUACUGGGCAGAACUGGACUUCUGGGGAGAUUCCUGGCUGCUGUUGUGCCAUGCUGAAGCCUACCAGGCAUUUUCUGGAGAUCUUGCCAUUAGUCAGCUGUGACAAUCGUGGCUGUGGAGUUUUCAGACUUCUUUUCUCUUUCAAGAAGCGAUUCCCUUUGCCAC